CUCGGAAAAAUCCAAGGGAAAAAACUUACAAAGUUUGUGAUUUUCUGAUCGUUUCGUUAAUUAAUCAUUUACCCAUUGUUUCUCGCCUGAUUUGGCGCAAACCCUUUUGGAUUCUGGUGAAAAAAGUUGGGAUCAGAGGAAGAGUGAUGACGACUACGGAAGGGAUGAUGGAGAUGGGUGUGUUGGAUGAUAUUAUUAGGAGAUUAUUGGAAGGUAAAGGUGGGAAACAGGUUCAGCUUUCGGAGAUCGAGAUCCGUCAACUUUGCGUUAACGCCAGACAAAUCUUCCUUUCUCAGCCUAAUCUUCUCGAGCUUCAUGCCCCCAUUCGCAUCUGCGGUGAUAUCCAUGGACAGUACCAAGAUCUUCUGAGGCUAUUUGAAUACGGAGGCUACCCUCCUUCAGCUAACUAUCUCUUCCUGGGUGAUUACGUUGAUAGAGGCAAGCAAAGUCUUGAAACAAUAUGUUUACUCUUGGCUUAUAAAAUCCGGUACCCAUCCAAGAUAUUUCUCUUGAGAGGAAACCAUGAAGACGCUAAGAUCAACAGGAUUUACGGGUUCUAUGACGAAUGCAAACGGAGAUUUAAUGUGCGGCUUUGGAAGAUAUUCACCGAUUGCUUCAACUGUUUGCCGGUAGCUGCUCUCAUUGACGAGAAGAUCCUAUGUAUGCAUGGUGGGUUGUCACCGGAAUUGGAAAACUUGGGGCAGAUUCGAGAGAUUCAAAGGCCUACAGAGAUUCCAGACAAUGGUCUUCUUUGUGAUUUACUUUGGUCUGAUCCUGAUCAGAAGAAUGAAGGGUGGACCGAUAGCGAUCGAGGUAUCUCCUGCACGUUUGGAGCCGAUGUAGUCGCUGACUUUUUGGAUAAGAAUGAUCUCGAUCUCAUUUGCCGAGGCCAUCAGGUAGUGGAAGAUGGGUACGAGUUUUUCGCAAAACGGAGAUUAGUCACGAUAUUUUCAGCUCCAAACUAUGGCGGGGAGUUUGACAAUGCUGGUGCAUUAUUGAGUGUGGAUCAAUCUCUCGUUUGCUCCUUUGAGAUUCUGAAACCGGCUCCAGCUUCUGGCAGUAAUCCUCUCAAGAAGGUACCGAAAAUGGGGAAGUCUUGAAACUCAAUAAAGCUUAUUCCCUUGAGAGAUUUGGUUUCACAAGCUCAAGCUAGGCUCUGUGCAUUUCUUCAGAUGUAGGCAAACUGCAAUGGAGAAGAGAACCUCAAAGGCUACUUUACUUAGUCAUUAAAAGAAGAAGCAUCUG
Messenger RNA from Arabidopsis arenosa, 1245 nucleotides. NCBI's taxonomy places the organism in Eukaryota, Viridiplantae, Streptophyta, Magnoliopsida, Brassicales, Brassicaceae. The record is from the annotation of a GenBank genome assembly.